Molecule: messenger RNA, 6132 nt
Organism: Xyrauchen texanus (razorback sucker)
Lineage: Eukaryota; Metazoa; Chordata; Actinopteri; Cypriniformes; Catostomidae
Product: sialoadhesin
Exons: 11
Coding region: 91-1308 (405 amino acids)
Source: RefSeq, a predicted model, not a curated record
CGCCAUUAUUGAGUGGACAACUAACUUCCAGUAGUCCCCAUAUCAGGAAUCAUUGGUUUCUGGAUCUUAGAAUAACAAGAUCUCGAUAACAUGACUGGAUCAAAAGUCUUGGUUGUCAUAAUCUGGAUUUUAACAGGUGCUGUCAGCAACAAGUGGGAAAUUAAGAUGCCGCAGCAUAUUGAUGCAAUAAGUGGCUUCUGUGUUCAAAUCCCAUGUCGGUUUGAGAUUCCCGACUCGUUCAAAGGGUCCCUAAACAAAUCUGUGGAGGCAAUGUGGAGAAAAAGUGACAUCAGUGGGUUAACUGUUUUCAGUUCAAAAACCGAGGUGUCGUCACGUAUAAAAGGAAGAGUGAUUGGCAACAUCACAAGCAAAAAUUGCACCACAGUGUUUCACAAUUUUCCUGAUGGAUUCAAUGAUACAUAUUUCUUCAGACUUCAUGGUCCUGAACCGCUGUUAUACACAUUUCAGCAAGGAGUGAACAUUAAAGUUCAUAAAGACUUAUCCCCGCCUACCUUGACCCCUUAUGCCAAGAUUCUGGAAGUUCACGAGGGCACCAAGGUGACCUUGACCUGUUCCACUGUACUGCCAUGUCCCUCUCAACAACCUCUGAUGCAAUGGAGCCCACUACUAGCAGAACAGCUCACACCAAGCCUGCAGGUGGAUGAAUCUGGACAGACACUGUUGGUUUCCUCUCAGAUGUUCAAUGCAACACCUAUAAAUGACCAGCUUAAAGUAUCCUGCUCUCUUUUGUACAACUCCCAUGUUGCUAAAAGACUAGUGGAGACCACCACUACCCUCAGAGUGUUGUAUGCUCCUAGAAACACCAUAGCCAGGUUAAGUCCUUCAGGUCCAGUGACUGAGGGGAUUGUGUUGACGCUGAGCUGCCAUAGUGAAGCCAACCCUGCUGUUCAGCGCUAUGAGUGGUACAAAGAUGUUGGGCCUGGGAAUCUCAUGUUGAAGGAUCAGGGACAGAAUCUAACAGUGAAAGCCAGUGGUAAUGCUCAGGGUCUGUAUGUCUGCAAGGCCUACAACAACCAUGGGACCGACCAAUCGAUGGCUGUUGCUGUGGAGUUAAAAAGUUGCCAGUGCUCCAUAGAACCAUAUAUCAUGUGUGGACUUCUGACAUUUUUAUUAAUUCUAAUAACUGCAGUUGAUUUGGUCAAAUACAAAAGCUUAUUAAAAAGACUCAAGCAGGUUGAAGUUAUGAGAGAACCUAUGACAUAUGCCACCCUACAGAAGUCCAAUGAUUCCUCAGUGUACAAUAUAAUACAGGCAUGGCGGAGGGAAGACAUUUCAUGGAAAUUGUAGCACAUCUUGUUAUGACAAUAUCACUAUACCAUUAUUUGCCAUGUCCAGAUAUAAGCAAGUCUCUGCACUCAAAUAUAUAUAAAAGACUACAUUGUACUUCAACAACUGUUAUUUUCUGGGAUGGAGAUUUCAUACAGUACAUUAAGGCAAGGAUAAUGUGUAUACAUACAAAGUGUAGUGUUAUACAAGUACAAUGCAUGUGCUUGAUGCAUUAUGGACCUCUGCAUACUUCUUUUUGCUGCAGGCAAGUGCUAGCAGAAUGGAAGCGGAUUAUGAAAACCGAAACUGUGGCAAACAUUAGCUUUAUUCAAAGCUAUGAUUUUGUUCUCCAGACACAAUGUGCUGUAGCGCUCAUGUGGAAGAUGUGGAUUCCAAUCUGGCCUUCAUCAUGUCUCGAUUCUUCUCCCAAUCCCUUUCUUGUUAUAUCUCUGCUUUUGGUAUUUUUCCUGAACUAUUGAAUAAUUAUUCCUCAUACUAACCACACACAAAUCACAUGCAGUACUGCAUCUCUCUUCUCUCCCCUUCAGAAUACAAUUCUUUGAAAUGUUUUUCUGCUGCAUCUUUAUGUACAAUAUAUUUCAUAUCUAGUGUUCGUGUAUUGUGUACAGACAGCCUAAUCUAUUGUGCAAUCAUUUAAAACUAACAAACUUCUUUUCUUUUCCAAUGUUUUGCUUGAAAAGUGUGCUUGCGCAAUCUUUCUUAAAACAAAUGCUACUUAGUUUGAUAUUUGGUAAUGCAAUGAUAUUCACAUAUUUUCAAGUGUCCAAAUACUUUUUGAAAACACUGUAUGUUAUAUUGGUUGAGGUGUUGUGCUGUUGUUCUUAAUCCUUGAAUUCAAGAGCUGAUCAUAACCAGUUUUUAAAGACUUAAAAUCUUUGAAAACAAAGAUAUAUGAGGCAUUUUUUCCUCUCAAUUGCUUGCAGUUACUCAUUUAGUCUCUCUCUCUCUCUCUCUCUCUCUCUCUCUCUCUCUCUCUCUCUCUCACUCUCACUCUCUCUCUCGUAUUCUUUACAUUCCGUUAGUCAUUGAAAAGCAGAUUAGAGAUGAAAAAUGGUGUGAUGAAAAUGGAAAUCCCUCUCCCCUUUUAGUCACUUAUGUAUGUGUGGAUAGCAGUGUGUUUGUGCAUCAUUGGAAAUUAUUACUGGAUGACUGUUACUGGUGAAUUAAACUUGAGUAAGAGGUCGUCUUUUUGUUUAUUUCCAUCUGCAAGAGCAAAGAUUCAUAACUUAAAAUAGCUGAUUAAUAUGACAAACUUUUAACACGAGGCAAGAAAGGAUGAACAUUACGUAUUAUGAAUUACGUGCAACAUGUUAAGACAUUUUAAUGAGGCACACCGACAAUAUUUUUUCAAUCAUGAUCAGAUUGAACAAAAUUAUCUGAAUGGCUCAUGAUGCUUCAAAGAAUGACGUAGAAAUGUAAAAUCUUUCUGACUCAUAUAGUCACAUAUAAUGGGGUCAAAUGAAGUUCUAGACAGUGCUCUUUACAGUUAUUCUGCAGUCUAUGUGAGCAUAUAGCAUUUGGAAACAAUUAACUAUAGAGAGUUGUGAUGUAAACACUUUAGACAAGGGCAGAUUCAGGCUCUGAUUUUCUCUCAGUAAAAGCUUUCAUAUUCAUACACGUAAAGGAUGAGGGAAAAAUAAAGAAAUUAAGUCUCCAGUAGCUGGCUGAAACAUUGAGUUAGGUGUAAUGCAUCCAAAAUAAGUUGUUGGUUUUUUAUUAGUACAAAUGUCUAGUCUUGUUUAAACUGUGUAAGUUUACAGGAGCGGUGGUGGUGUAGUGGUCUAAGCACAUAACUGGUAAUCAUAACUGGUAAUCUGGUAAUCAGAAGUACACUGGUUCGAACCCCACAGCCACCACCAUUGUGUCCUUGAGCAAGGCACUUAACUCCAGGUUGCUCUGGGGGGAUUGGCCCUGUAAUAAGUGCACUGUGAGUCGCUUUGGAUAAAAGCGUCUGCCAAAUGCAUAAAUGUAAAUGUAAUGUACAGACACUCCCCUCAACUUCCACUGGAUGCUCAAACAGAUAGCCCUGCCUCCUAACUUGUGGCAUGAGUUGUAAAGAUGCUGGUGAAUGUUAAAUUAAAUGUUUUGCAAUUUUUGGGUAAAUCAAACUACAAAUGGCUUACAUACAUACAUACAUAUAUCUAUAUAUUAGGGCUGACGAUUUAACGAGCUAAUUCAGUGCGAUUAAUUUUUAUUAAAAAUAAUGCGUUAAAAAAAUGUACGCAAUUAAUCGCAAUGCCCCUAGACCAUAAUAAGGAAGAUGAGAAAAGCAUGCUUGUAGUGCAGGGCAGUAGGUGAAACUUCAGCUGUAUGGGCAACGUGCAGUUUAUACAAUGAACAAGACAACCAUCCAGCAGGUAGCACAACACAAAGCUGCGUUACGUUCUUGUGUUCAAAACACUUGAUGGAGUGCAAAUUCGAUCUAUGGGAUCUCAAGAUGUGUUUUAAUUAUGAAACUAUAUUUAACUUGACACAGUGACCUAAACAUUUUAUGUUUAUGACGUAAUGCACCCGAGACGCUACACAAGCAUGUCUGAAGCAGGUGUACAUUAACGGGUCUUUAAACAAGCCCUCAUAUUAAAUCUCCAACUGAUUGACAAAUUCACUUAUGAAAUGGAUUGCUGUGAACUGUAUGCCAAUGAUUGUCUUAUGAUCAAUAAUAUGGUAGUAAACAAUACAUUGAAUUCUAUAGCCGCUUUUUGUAUUGUCUUAUCAAUGAUUAACUCUUCUGCUACAAGAUUGUAUUGCAUUUUAAUUAUCUGAAUAUAUAUAUAUAUAUAUAUAUAUAUAAUUUAUCAAUAUUUAAAGAUAACUAUGUAUAAUUAUUUCAUCAUUAUAUAUUUAAUAAUAUUUAUAUGAGGGGCUUUCUCAGCAAAUAUUUGUGUAUGCGAUUAAUUGUGAUUAAUUAAUUGGGACACCAUGUAAUUAGUUAGAUUAAAUAUUUUAAUCGAUUGACAGCCCUUAUAUAUGUACACAAGGGUGAGUGAAUAAUGACAGAAUUAUAUUUGUAUUAUUUAAUUUGCAAUACAAUUCUAUAUAUACAGAAUUCUACAAAUUCUAUAAAUUCAGUUUUACAGUAAGACACAAACAAUAUUAACAUGUCUGAAUGGAAAAACUAAAUCCUUCAAAUGCAUACACUAACAUCCCAGCUUUAUAUUUCAAUGCCUAUAAACUAUAUGAACUUUAAGGGGUUAAGUGUCACAGAAUAAUAACAAUAAAAAAGGUUCCCCAAUGAUGUCACAAAUGGCCAGAGACUCAUUGAUGAUGGCAGAUGAUUGGAUCAUCCCUGAAAUAUGUGUGUUUGAGCAAGUCUGUGUCUGUGAGUGCAUAAUGAGACAUGCAGUCACUGAAGACUGGUACAGCCUAACCAAAACUAGCCUGUCCGGGCCUGUUGGCCUACAUCACUCAAAACAUAAGUAGUGGUAGCUGGACACAUUUUGAUCAUUCACUGUUAUCGCAAAAUUUACUUUUACUGGAAAGAGUGUGUUUUGCCAAAUGGACAUUACAGUGUUACACCACAUAAAUGGUAAUACUGUGAGUUAUUAAAACAACUGGCUUCUGUACCACUGGAUAUGUUUCAAGAUUCCCUCUUUUCACUGAUGUUGGACAUUCUUGCAUGUAAUCUCACCCCUUCCUCCUGUCCCAGUGCCAACCAAUCUCCUAAUAAUUUAACCACAUCCUGGUUUUCCAAUUUCUAUGCUUUUACCUCUUUAUAAUGUUUCCUUUUUCAACAGAACAGAACAAAAAAUGUAUAAUAUUUUUUCAACAGUUAGUUCCGGUACUCUAAUCUCAUCGAACAAACAGUGUAGUGAUAAUGCUGAUAUACACUGAGCACUUAAUUAGGAACACUUUGGUCCUUAUAAAGUGGCCGACAUGGUCUUCUGCUGUUGUAGCCCAUCCACCGCAAGGUUCGUCAUGUUGUGCAUUCUGAGAGUGAUUAUCUGAUUAUCUUAGUUACUGUAGCCUUUCUGUCAGCUCAAACUAGUCUGGCCAUUCUCUGUUGACCUCUCUCAUCAGCAAGGCAUUUCAGUCUGCAGAACACUGGAUAUUUUUUUUAGCACUAUUGUGAAUAAACUCUAGGGACUGUUGUGCGUGAAAUUCCCAGGAGAUCAGCAGUUACAGAAAUACUCAAACCAGCCCGUCUGGCACCAACAAUCAUGCCACGGUCGAAAAUAAUGAGAUCACAUUUUUUCCCAUUUUGAUGGUUGAUGUGAAGCUCUUGACCCAUGUCUGUAUGAUUUUAUGCAUUGCAAUGUUAAAAAUAUUGUGUCUUUUUUUAAGUUAUUCUAUAGAAACUUCUUGCUGAUAGAACUGUUAUUACUGCUACAUUUGUGCCUGUGGUGGCUCAGCAGUUAAGGCUCUGGGUUACUGACCAAAAGUUUGGGGGUUCAAGCCCCAUCACUGUCAAGAUACCACUGUUGGGCCCUUGACCCUAUCAGCUCCAGGGGGUGCUGUUUCAUGGCUGACCCUGUGCUCUGACCCCAGCUUAGUUGGGAUAUGUGAAAACCACUGCAUUUCAUUGCCUCUGUACCUGUACUCUGCACAAUGACAAUAAAGUUGAAUCUUAAAUAAAAGCAAUUAAAUACUUGUAAAUAUCUCAUUUUGUUUUAGUCAAUACAACAGCAUUCUUGCUUAUGUGAAAUUGCUAAGUUAUCAGACAGAUCACACUGUAAAUUCGGCGACAGUAAGUCUAAAUUUACUGCUGAAAUUAAGCAUGUUGUUGAACAUAUGAGCACAUGUGAGCUCCAGUUUCUGGGUGAAAUGUCCAAAGAAUGGCGCCAAAUGCAAGUAGUACAUUUUGUUGUAAACGAUGUAAUAUAGUCA